Molecule: messenger RNA, 1562 nt
Organism: Cimex lectularius (bed bug)
Lineage: Eukaryota; Metazoa; Arthropoda; Insecta; Hemiptera; Cimicidae
Product: 3-oxoacyl-[acyl-carrier-protein] synthase, mitochondrial
Exons: 1
Coding region: 214-1485 (423 amino acids)
Biological process (GO): fatty acid biosynthetic process
Molecular function (GO): 3-oxoacyl-[acyl-carrier-protein] synthase activity
Source: RefSeq, a predicted model, not a curated record
CGGAACGUCUCCAAUCAUGCUAUCAUGCAUGGUCUUAUUUUUAUCAGUAUUAUCAGUCGUAUAUAGUGAAGAGUAGCAUACUGCUUAUUCAUUUCUUAUGUGGAGUUGUGGACAUGGUUCAUGGUUGGACAUAUUAACUGAGAGUUGAUUUUUUCCUCGAGUAAUGAUUUAUUAGAUUUUUACCAUUAAUACAUCUUUUCUUUUUAAAAUACCAUGAAUCGGCGUGUGGUCGUUACCGGUUUGGGCACUGUUUCGCCGUUGGGCAUAUCAGUCAGGUCGUCCUGGAACAAUUUAAUUUCUGGAGGUAGCGGCAUCAAGAAGUUGUCUGGUGGUGAUUAUGAAAAGAUCCCUUGCAGAAUCGCCGGCCUUGUAAAUCAGGGCGAAGGGCCUGAACAGUUAAACGUGUUGAAAUACGUCAACAAAGCGGACAUGAGGUCUUUGUCCCUUGCAACGAUUUUCGCCUUAGUGAGCAGCGCAGAAGCUUUAGAAGAUGCAAGAUGGUUUCCAGAGGAGGAGAGUAAGAAAGAGAUGACUGGUGUUUGCAUCGGGAUGGGCAUGGCAGACUUGAAUUCCAUUUACGAAACUGCGUUUGCGUUCAAGACGGGUUACAGCAAAGUAAGCCCGUUCUUUGUGCCUAAAAUCUUAACGAACAUGCCAGCUGGACAAGUUAGCAUUAAAUACGGCUUCCGAGGGCCAAACCACACCGUUUCGACAGCUUGCGCCACAGGUAGCCAUGCCAUUGGUGAUGCGUUUAAAUUUAUCCAGAAUGGUCAGGCUGAUGUGAUGGUCUGUGGCGGCACCGAGGCGAGUGUCAAUCCACUCGCAAUGGCAGGAUUCUGUCGCCUACGCGCUCUUUCAACGUCCUUCAACGACACCCCUUCCGAAGCGUCUAGACCCUUCGAUCAAAAGCGAGAAGGGUUCGUAAUGGGGGAAGGCGCUGCGAUUUUAAUACUCGAAGAGAUGAAUCACGCUUUGGAACGGGGUUCGCACAUUUAUGGGGAAAUCUUGGGGUAUGGACUGUCAGGCGAUGCUUCACAUAUGACAGCCCCUCAUGAAGAAGGGGUGGGUGCAGUACUUGCGAUGAAAAGAGCCCUGUCAGACGCCAAGACUUCACCUGCUGACAUUUCUUACAUCAACGCACAUGCGACCUCCACACCUCUAGGAGAUGCCAUAGAGUUAAAAGCGAUAUCAAAAAUAUUCAAAGACAAUUUGGACUGUUUGAAAGUUUCUUCUACAAAAGGCGCUCAUGGGCAUUUGCUAGGCGCUGCUGGAAAUUUAGAAACACUUUUUACCGUACUAGCUUGCCAACAUGGCACAGUACCUCCCACAUUGAAUUUGAACGAUAAGUGCGUCGAAGGAAAUGAAAUCAAUUGUGUUCCGAAUACAAAACAAGAAUGGGCAACCAAAAAAAGAAUAGCUUUAAAAAACUCAUUCGGAUUUGGAGGGACUAACGCAUCUCUCUGUUUAAGCAAUUUCAUUUUGUAGUCACCAAAUAUUUUAAAAGUUCAAUACUAAAAAGUAACUACAAGUUAUUUUAUAUUGUACAUAAUGAAUAAAGAAAU